Cydia splendana is the source of this 1639-nucleotide messenger RNA. It is a transcript of the gene Alp12, whose product is annotated as alkaline phosphatase. The transcript is spliced from 9 exons. Bases 71 to 1609 code for a protein of 512 amino acids. Gene Ontology annotation, molecular function: alkaline phosphatase activity. The record is from RefSeq and is a predicted model, not a curated record. Gene Ontology annotation, biological process: dephosphorylation. Lineage: Eukaryota; Metazoa; Arthropoda; Insecta; Lepidoptera; Tortricidae.
UGGCCAUCGUACAAUACGGACCGGCUGACUGAAGUUAUCAGUGCCAUUCAUUCAGCGGCCGAGGCUAGACAUGCGCGUUCUAAUUUUGUUUUUAUUUGUGUUCGGCGCGCGUUCACUUCGGACCGAUAAACAGUAUUGGCGGGACCUCGCACACGCCGAGUUAGAAGAAGCACUGAAUGUGAAGAAGAAUGAGAACAGAGCCAAGAAUGUGAUAUUAUUCAUAGGGGACGGCAUGGGGCCGAACACCAUCACCGCCACCAGGAUAUACAAGGGUGGGGAGGGGUACAGAAUGGCUUUUGAGGAGUUCCCACAUGUUGGUCUGCUGAAGACAUACUCCGCCAACAAGAUGGUCCCAGACUCCGCGUCAACGGCCACCGCCAUGUUCACCGGCACGAAGGUCAACCAGCGCACCAUCGGCGUCGACGCCACGGUGGCAGCUGAUGACUGCCCUAAAUCUUUAGAUCCUGAGGCGCAGCUGAAGUCACUGGCUGCUGUGGCUUUAGAAGCGGGGAAGAGUGCAGGUUUCGUGACAACGAUGCGAGUAACCCACGCGACCCCCGCUCCACUUUACGCUCACACUUGUAAUCGCCACUGGGAAUGCGAAUCGGUCAUCCCUCAGGAGUCGCGGGCCUGCAAGGACAUCGCCAGGCAGCUGGUGGAGGACUGGCCGGGGAGGGAUCUACAUGUGAUAAUGGGUGGAGGCCGUCAAAUGCUGAUCUCCAACUCCUCAGCCCUCGAAGGCGACCCCAUCAACUUGUGGGGCUGCUACAGUACAGACGGACGCGACCUCAUCCGGGACUGGAAGAUGGAUAAGGAACAGAGGGAGCUGAAGUACAGCGUGGUGCAGAACAAUAGCCAGCUGAGCGGGGUUAACUUUGAUGAUACGGAUUAUUUGAUGGGAAUCUUCGCCAACGGGCACAUGGCGUAUGAAUUCGAGCGGAACCAUGGUCCUGAAGGCAUGCCGUCGAUCAGUGAGAUGGUGGAGGCCGCCAUCAAAGUGCUGCGGAGGAACCCUAAUGGGUACUUCCUUAUGGUAGAAGGUGGCAACAUAGACAUGGCGCACCACCGCGGGCGCGCAAAGACCGCCAUCGACGAAGCCGCGGCCAUGGAAGACGCCGUCCGAAUCGCCGCCUCUAUGACAGAUGAAGCUGAUACGCUCCUCGUGGUUACUGCGGAUCAUACACAUACGCUGUCUAUCAACGGAUAUCCGCUUAGAGGAUCCAAUAUAUUUGGCCACUCCGAAGUAUCCCCCUACGACCACAAGCUCUACACGACACUCUCAUACGGCACGGGCGGGCCGGGCGCCUUGCAUUACCAAGUGGAAGACCAACACGUAGUCCGCAAGGAACCGGGCAACAGUGACGACUUCAUGUAUGAGCAGAUAGCUGGCAUCAUUCUGGAUGAGAACAGCCACGGGGGUGGCGAUACCACGAUAUACGCUAGAGGUCCUAAAUCGCACCUGUUCCACACCGUGCACGAGCAGCACUACGUGUUCCACGCGCUAUGCCGCGCCGCGCAGAUCGGGGAUCACGCUACAGACGCGGCUGCAAACGCCGCGCUUGCGCUCAGUGUGUUAUUGGUUGCAGGCGUAGUACAUUUAAUAUGUUAGCUUAAAUUUUAUUUAGAAAAAAAAAUCUUU